UGCACUUUCGAAGGUUGAUCUCUCCACAAGUCUGUAGACUGAGAAUCGAAAUGGGAUUCAAUUUAAAACUGCGACUAUUUGCCACCAUUUUACUCAUCGGUUUGGUUAGCGCACAGAGAGAUCAUCAACAUGCGCGUUCCGUUCGCACUUCGAAAGGCUUAAAGAACGCGUCGGAGGCGGAGAGCGCCUAUUGGCGGGAGAAUGCACAGAAGAUUCUCUCAGCGAAGCUGGAACAAUUGCAGGCGGCGCACACGAAGCGUGCGAAGAAUGUGAUAAUGUUCCUGGGCGAUGGCAUGUCCAUCCAUACAGUGACUGCCACACGUAAUCUGCUCGGCGACAGUGCGGAGAAGGUGUACUUUGAGCAGUUCCCCUUUACGGGCAUGUCCAAGACGUACUGCGUGAAUCGACAGGUGGCGGAUUCCGCUUGCACGGCCACCGCCUAUUUGGGCGGAGUAAAGGGAAAUUACGGAACGAUCGGAGUGAAUGCAAAUGUGCCACGAUACGAUUGUGAGGCGGCUCUGCGGGAAGAGGAUCAGGUGCAGAGCAUUGCACAGUGGGCACAGGCAGCUGGCAAGGAUGCCGGACUGGUGACAAGUGCACGGGUCACACACGCCUCUCCCGCCGGAGUGUACGCCCAUAUUGCGGAUCGCAAUUGGGAGAAUGAUAUGGAGGUCACGGAACGUGGCUGUAAUUCCAGUCAGACCAUUGACAUUGCUCGCCAGCUGGUCGAGUGGACGGUGGGUAAAAAUCUCAAGGUCAUUUUGGGUGGUGGCAGGCAGAAUUUCCUCAACUCCACAGUGCGCGAUGAGGCUGGAUUUGCCGGAUAUCGUCAGGAUGGACGCAAUUUAAUCAAGGAUUGGUUGGCUGAUAAGCAGUCCAGGAAUUCCUCCGCUAGCUACGUUUGGAGUCGCAAGGGACUCAACCAAUUGGAUUUGGAUAACACGGACUUUCUGCUCGGCUUAUUUGCCACCGGACAUUUGCCCUACGAUGGCGAUCGUGUACGCAGCCCCGCCCACAGCCCCCUGGCGGAUCCCUCCCUCUCCGAACUAACCGAGGCAGCUCUUCGUGUGCUCCGUCGGAAUGAGAAUGGUUAUUUCCUGUUUGUGGAAGGAGCUCGCAUUGAUAUGGCCCAUCAUUCCAACUACGCACGGCGUUCCCUCGAGGACACCGCCGAGUUUGCCAGGGCCAUUAAAAGGGCUCGGGAAAUGACCUCCGAGGAUGACACUCUCAUUGUGGUCACUUCGGAUCAUUCGCAUGUCUUCAGCAUCAAUGGUUACCCAGAUCGCAAUUUGGAUAUUACAGGACUCUCCGAUACGCUAGGCGAUGACAAUAAACCCUAUAGCAUACUAUCCUAUGCCAAUGGACCUGGCUAUGAUGGAACCUUUACCAAGUCGGAGGGUCGCAAGGUCAUCACCCAGAAGGACACUGAGCAUCCGCUCUAUGUGCAUCCCUCGAUGGUUCCACUCGACGCCGAAACUCAUGGAGGUGACGAUGUCGCUGUCUUUGCCUCGGGUCCCUAUGCCCAAUAUUUCAGUGGGAACUACGAGCAGACCAAUAUUCCCGCUAUGAUGGCCAGAGCCGCCGGAAUUGGACCUUAUGCCAAUCUCUAGA
Molecule: messenger RNA, 1611 nt
Organism: Drosophila innubila
Lineage: Eukaryota; Metazoa; Arthropoda; Insecta; Diptera; Drosophilidae
Gene: Alp6
Product: membrane-bound alkaline phosphatase
Exons: 4
Coding region: 51-1610 (519 amino acids)
Biological process (GO): dephosphorylation
Molecular function (GO): alkaline phosphatase activity
Source: RefSeq, a predicted model, not a curated record